Panthera uncia (snow leopard) is the source of this 8622-nucleotide messenger RNA. It is a transcript of the gene SEMA3B, whose product is annotated as semaphorin 3B. Gene Ontology annotation, molecular function: semaphorin receptor binding; chemorepellent activity. The transcript is spliced from 18 exons. The record is from RefSeq and is a predicted model, not a curated record. Gene Ontology annotation, biological process: axon guidance; negative chemotaxis; semaphorin-plexin signaling pathway. Bases 5116 to 7377 code for a protein of 753 amino acids. Lineage: Eukaryota; Metazoa; Chordata; Mammalia; Carnivora; Felidae.
CUGCGUGUUUACACCCAUCCCUCUGCUGGCUGCCCCUCCCCUACCCCGUGCGGGCGGCACAUCUGCCCUGCCCUCCACAGAACUGGGUUCCAAGGGCUGUUCCAGACAACUGCCAACAUCACUGAGGGCCCCGUCCCAGUGGCCCUGGGCCCUGGCUCCAUUAACCUAAAUGUAGCUCCUUAGCGCUAACCUAGGAACCGCCGCUGCCUGCUGAGGGCCAUGCCCCUCGUGCCCUUGCCCCAGGCCCGGGUCCUUCAGCGUUGAACACUUCCUUGCUUUUUUCACAUGUUUUAUGGAAUUGUUCACCUGGUUUGAAAUAAUAAAAUGUAGAAAGAAAAAAUACCAAGUACUGCUCAGUACUCUUCUAUCCCAGGGACGGAGACCCAGACUAAGCUGUGCCGAGGUGAUAGUGACCUGAACCUGAAACCUCAAACCUCAUUUGUGGCAGGGCCCCAGGUGCUCUGCCCUCCAGGUCAUCCUCAGGCCCAGUACACAGCACCUCAGUGUUCCCACUCUGUAGUCAUUUCACCUACUGGCACCAGUACUCGCUCCCCUCUCCUCCCAGGCCCACCGUGGCCUUGGGUUUGAGGCACUCUUCAAGCUUUCCCUGUGCAGCAGGGCGGAUUUCUUCCGGAGCUGCACCUCUAAGGGAUUCUUCUAUAUUGGGAGCAAUAGAGGGGUCCAGUGAGUAGUGCAGAAGGAAGAUGUGACUUCUGACCUCCCAGGCCCAAGGCUCCGAGACCAUGAGUUGCAGAGUCCCUUGCACACCCUUCCUUCUCCCCACCUGAGGUGUUUGCCUAGACCCUUGCUCAGGGCUGGGCUUCUUGGGGUUGACUAAACAGAAAGGCCGGGUACAGUAGGGGCCUGAGGCAUGUUCAGAAAGGUCUCUGUCCCGCAGCUCCCCCUCCAAACCUGGGGGUGGGGCGGGAAGGGACAGGCAGGUAGCCAUGGGCUAGGGCCCUAAAAAUGCAGAAGCUUCUGUGAGGCUAUGGGAAGUGCGCGCACGUCGCUGGAGAAGACAAGGCAGAUGACAAGGCGGCGGGGGUAGGAGGGUGCCCGUUGGGUGAGCUCUGAGCGCCAGGCAAGGCGCCUGGACUUUGUUCCGCGCGCGGGGGCGCUGGACAGCAGGCAGCUGAGCCUAAGGGAAGGGCUCGACGGGGCGGGGCUCGGAGGCGAGCUCCUCCGCAGCCGCCAGGGGGCGCCGUAGUCCGUGCCGGGGCCCGCCGGGCUUGUCACGGAGGCUGACGUCAGCGGGUGCUGCGGAGGCCGCGGGGCACAAAGGCAGCUUUGUCGGGCCGCGGCGGCUCCGCGCCUGCGGCGGGACAAAGCGGCCUGGGCCGGGGUCGGCGCCGCGGAGGCGGGAAAGGCAGGGGGUGGGAGGGUGGGGCCGGGGACCCAGGACCCCGCCUCCGCACACCUGCCAGUCCCCGCACGGCCUCAGGGCCCAGAGUGCUGGCAAGAGAUGAGAGACUGCGGCCGGCGGAUCGGAAGGAGAUCAACGCUCCCCAGCCUCCGUUCCCGCCCCAGUUCCUCGGGCCUUUUCCUGCUACCGCUGCCUCCGAGGCUUAGGGCUGAGGGCCGGCUGGCAAGAACAGGAUCCCGCACCCAACCCAGGAUCCCUGCCUUCCUUCCAGGCCUGGACCUCGCUGUGCCCCAGAUACGCGGGCGGGGCGGGAGCUCCGGUGCGGUGAUCCCCGCCCAGCAGGAAGUCGCGCCGGAGAUGGUUCCUUCCUUCCCUCCUGAUGGGAACCCUGCACAGAGGGACCAUUGAGGGGCCGGCAUUGUCUGCCAGAUGCACCCAGUGCCUCUCACCCUGGGUGGGCCCUGCAGGAUUCUGGCCAGGAUCCCCUUGUACCCAGCUUGCCGUGGGUCUGGGUGGGGUCCUGGCAAGCAAAGGUUCCCUGGGUGCAGACAACUAGGCCCCCACCUGCCGCUGGCCUUCCUACCCCUGCUCUGAUUUGGAGGGCAUAAGGCUCCAUUGUCCCAGCACUGGCGGGGGCGGCCUUUCAAUUCCUCCUUGUCUUUGGCAGUUGGGAAAUUCCCAGCCAUGGGGGGCAGCUGGGGGAAGCCGGGGGGAGGGGAUGGCUCAUCCCAGGUGUCUUGCAUCCUAAGGGAGGGCCUCCCUGAGGUUGACUCCUGCGGAUCCCCUACUGCCUGGAGGUUUCCAGGGCUGAACCUUAGCCUCCCUCAUGCCUGGGACCAGCUGGGUCAGCAUAGCCAGAGAUUCAGUGCUCCCUGGCCCUGUAUACCCACCCCAGAGCACCCCAGCUUAAGAAGGUGCAUCUUUCUGGCUCCACUCGUGGGCAGCUGCAGCUAAGAGGCCUGGGACCCUUAGGCAGAGCUAGGGAAGGGCCCCAGGCUCCUGCUUCCAGACAUGGGUCCCAGUAUGAAGUAGGCUGUCUCCAGCCAGUGGAGACAUCCAUGAAGCUGAUGCAUCUCCCAGAGGGCCCACCCCACUCCAAAUAGUUGCUCAGACUACUGAUGUGUGGCAGCCUUGGUAUUUUUAACCCAUUUGCAGGGUGGGGAAACAGCUGGGGAAGAGAGAAAGAGACAAGCUCUGCGAGCCAGAAGACUUAGAAGGGAGGAUUGAGGGAGACUCUGUGGAGAGGAGCCAGGCUGGAAGCCAUUCCCCAGCUCAGGCCCAGGCCCCCCACAACACGUGGGUGGAGGCCAAGAUGCCAGGUGCAGAACGGGGAGGGGGCCCCGUUAGAUCUGGGACCUCUGAGGCUGCAGGGCCUACCAAGGCCUGGAAGAACACUUCACCACGUUCCUGGGCAGCCCCAUGGCUCCUGAUGUCAGGAAAACUUCCUACUCCCUACCCACCCAGAAUCCCUCAAAUCAUCCCUCCACAGCCCCCAUCCCAGACCCAGAGGGCCAAGCCAGCCACCAUGCUGGAGAACACAAGCCCUGACUCCAUCCACCUGACCUGUGGCCUAGCCAGCCAGAUCCUAGCUGCCCUGGGUGUCAGGGAGAGGGCAGGGACAGGACUGUAGGUUCUCUUGACUGAGUUCUGGGUUCAGGCUCACUCCCAAACAACUGAGCCCAAUCUUUGUGUCUGUUGCCCUAUAAGAGGUCCUGGAGGCCUGCAUCUCUUCCACGGGGCUAUGCAUUCCCCUAACCUCUCCUGGACACCCAGAGGGAAAGCCAGCCCCCAUCACACAUCCAAGGAGGGCGUCAAGCCAGCUGUGUUAUAUGUGCAGCUAUAGCUGUAUGACAGUGAGUUUGUCCAUACUCACCAGGCCACUCAGCUCCUUGGUUAAUAACAGCGGUGGGCACCAGUUUCCAAGCGGGCAGGGCUCAACACCAUGGAUCCCUUUCUCCUUCUUGUCUUGGUUUUUCCCUUGCAUGAGAUAAGCCACACAGGUGAUCUUAUUUAGGAGAAAAAUCAGUUUGAUAUCCCUUCUUAUUGAUUCUGCUUUCUGACUUCAUUGUGGGUAGAGGGCAUCAAGGCCUCUUGGUGGAGCUGGUGCAGGGUCAAGGAGGGACCCAAGGUGUCCCUUGUCCAUCAGUCUCCCAUCCCCUUCCUCCACAGGCUCAGCAGGCCCAGGAAGGUGGAAGGGCUUUCUGCAAACAUUCUAUCUCCUAUUUCCCUGGGUCUGUCCUCUGCUGGGUCCUGGGGCCCCCACUGAUGAUAGCCCCUGGGGAACCCGGAGCCCCACAGAGAGGCUUGAACCUGGGUGUUACAGGCAUCUGGGGCUUCACAAAGGAAAUGACACCAGAGAGUUGGAUACUGAGUGGUGAAGAAGAGUCCAGCAGGUGGCAAAGAGGAUGGCCUAAAAGCCCGGAGGGCACCGGCCAAGCAGAGUCCUGGCAAAGAAAGUACUGCUGCCUCCCAGAAGUUGGGUGGCCAGAGCACUGGCAGGGUUGCCUAAGGCUAAGCCUAGGAGCCCCCAAGCUCCAGGGAGCUCUCUGAGGGGGGGGGCCAGGGGACUGCAGAGGGGUGGAGGAGUGGCAGACCACAGGGGCACAGCCUGGGCGGUAGGCUGAAGGGGUCAGGCUGCAUGCUGCUGGGGGAGGAGGCGGGACCUUCUCAGGUCAACCAGGCAGAAAGGUCUCCCUGAGACAGGGGCUCUAGGAGAAGGGAUGUGGGCUUGGCCCUGCUAGGGCUGGGAUGGAGACCUGGAGGAAGACUGAGGAGUCCUCAGGGGUUGGGGAGGGAUGGAGGUUUAGGUGGAGGGUGGAGGCAGUCAUUGGCUGUGGCCGGAGGGUUGGCGGGGGCUGGGGACAGGAGAGGAGCCAAGCCCGACAAGGGGCCCUAGUGAAGCAGGGCUGAAAGAGGCAGCAGUGAAGGGUCUGCUUCGAGGCUCUCAGGCCUGGAUGCCCAGUGCUGAGGUGGCAGCAAGAGCGCACACCUGUGUUCUGCCACAGUGGCCAGACCUGCCUGGCCCGCCAGCUGCAACCGCAGGGCGAGUGAGGAGCGAGAUCUGAGAGGUGCAGUCUCUCCCUAGGGACACACAGCUGGCGAGUGGCAGUCAGGAUUCAACCACGCCCCUUCCAGCCUACUUAAGGGGGUUGAUUCCUGAGGCAGGUUCACCCCCACCCCGGCAUCCAGAGCCCCGCAGCCUGCACUACUGGGCAGCUAUACCCAAACCGAUUAAGGGAAGGUAGUAUUUAUGUUAAUACAUGUUAAUAAGCAUGGUGUGCCACCCUAGUCUACUUUGGCUGCAUUCCCGGCACCCCAUCCCACACUCCCGUAAACUAUGGAGGAGGGGAGAAGGAGGCUCCACCCGCCCCUGCCUCGCCCCUCCCCCCUCCUGCUGGGCAAUGUAGAAAACAGGAGGGAGAGGAGAGCUGUGAUGUGGCUGGUGGGGGGGGCUACCCCAUCCCUGAGGGGCUGACCUCAGCCCAGGAGGAAUGUGCAGGAGGCGGAGGGCAGGGGCGGAGCGGGUGGGGGCAGGGCCACAACCAGAGGCCCAGGGUUCCUGGCAGCCCCUCCCUCGGCCCCUCCACCUCAGCACUGACAUGGCCCUCAGAAGGGAAGGGGAACAGGCAAGGAGGGGAAGAGCUGAUCUUUCCAAAAAGCUCCUUCUCUUCCAGAUCCUGGGGCAGAGUCCAGGGCGGCUCAAGGCUCCUCCACACACGCCUGCUGAACCCUGAGCACCCUGAGCUGCCCGGAUGGGGCAGGCUGCGGCCGCCGCCAUGAUCCCAGGCCUGGCCCUGCUCUGGGCAGCAGUGCUGGGGGGUGCUGCCCCCAGCCCUCCCCGCCUUCGGCUCUCCUUCCAAGAGCUCCAGGCCCAGCACGGUCUCCGGACCUUCAGGCUGGAGAGGACCUGCUGCUAUGAAGCUCUGCUGGUGGACGAGGAGAGAGGACGUCUGUUUGUGGGUGCCGAGAACCGCGUGGCCUCCCUCAGCCUGGACGACAUCAGCAAGCGGGCCAAGAAGCUGGCCUGGCCGGCCCCUGUGGAAUGGCGAGAGGAGUGCAACUGGGCAGGGAAGGACAUUGGUACUGAGUGCAUGAACUUCGUGAAGCUGCUGCAUGCCUACAACCGCACCCACUUGCUGGCCUGUGGCACAGGGGCCUUCCACCCAACCUGUGCAUUUGUGGAGGUGGGCUACCGGCUGGAGGAGCCCACGCUCCGGCUAGACCUUCGAAGGCUGGAGGACGGCAAGGGCAAGAGUCCUUAUGACCCCAGGCAUCGGGCUGCCUCCGUGCUGGUGGGGAAAGAACUGUACUCAGGGGUGGCCGCAGACCUCAUGGGCCGGGACUUCACCAUCUUCCGCAGCCUGGGCCAGCGUCCAAGUCUGCGAACAGAACCACACGAUUCUCGCUGGCUCAACGAGCCCAAGUUCGUCAAGGUCUUUUGGAUCCCAGAGAGCGAGAAUCCUGAUGAUGACAAGAUCUACUUCUUCUUCCGUGAGUCGGCAGUGGAGGCUUCGCCAUCACUGGGACGCCAGACUGUGUCCCGGGUUGGCCAGAUCUGUCGGAAUGACGUGGGAGGCCUGCGAAGCCUUGUCAACAAGUGGACCACGUUCCUGAAGGCGCGUCUGGUGUGCUCAGUGCCAGGUGUCGAGGGCGACACGCACUUUGACCACCUCCAGGACAUGUUCCUGCUGUCCUUGAGGGACCGCUGGAGCCCACUGCUCUACGCUGUCUUCUCCACAUCGAGCACCAUCUUCCAGGGCUCUGCAGUGUGUGUGUACAGCAUGAACGACGUGCGCCGGGCCUUCCUGGGGCCCUUUGCACACAAGGAAGGGCCCAUGCACCAGUGGGUGUCCUACCAGGGCCGUGUCCCCUACCCUCGGCCUGGCAUGUGUCCCAGCAAGACCUUUGGCACCUUCAGUUCUACCAAGGACUUUCCUGAUGACGUCAUUCAAUUUGCCCGGAACCACCCCCUCAUGUACAAUUCGGUCCUGCCCAUGGGUGGUCGCCCUCUCUUCAUACAAGUGGAUGCUGGGUACACCUUCACCCAGAUCACUGCAGACCGUGUAGCAGCUGCUGACGGACAUUACGACGUCCUCUUCAUUGGCACAGACGCUGGCACAGUGCUGAAGGUGAUCUCUGUCCCCAAGGGCAGCCAGCCUAACGGGGAGGGGCUGCUCUUGGAGGAGCUGCACGUUUUUGAGGAUUCAUCUGCUAUCACCAGCAUGCAAAUCUCUUCCAAGAGGCACCAGCUGUACAUAGCUUCGCGGAGCGCGGUCGCCCAGAUCCCGUUGCACCUCUGUGCUGCCCACGGCCGCGCCUGUGCGGAAUGCUGCCUUGCGCGAGACCCUUACUGCGCCUGGGACGGGGCCGCGUGCACGCGCUUUCAGCCCAGCGCUAAAAGGCGGUUCCGGCGGCAAGACGUGAGGAAUGGCGACCCCAGCACGCUGUGCUCCGGCGACUCCUCUCAUCCCGCACUGCUGGAGCGGAAGGUGUUCGGUGUGGAGGGCGGAAGCGCCUUCCUGGAGUGUGAGCCCCGCUCGCUGCAGGCGCGCGUGGAAUGGACCUUCCAGCGCGCAGGGGAGGCGACCCACACCCAGGUAGCUAUGGAGGAGCGCGCGGAGCGCCUUACGGGGGGACUGCUGCUGCGCGGACUGAGGCGCGGGGAUUCUGGCGUGUACCUGUGCGCAGCUGUGGAGCAGGGCUUUUCGCAGUCGCUGCGUCGCCUGGUGCUACACGUGCUGAGUGCUGCGCAGGCCGAAAGGCUGGCCCGGACCGAGGAGGCUGUGCCCGUAGCCCCUCCAGGCCCCAGGCUCUGGUACCGGGACUUCCUGCAGCUGGUGGAGCCGGGCGGCGGUGGCGCGAGUUCCCUGCGAAUGUGUCGUCUGCAGCCCGAGUCGCGCCCACCGCCUCCCGAGUCACGGAGGAAGGGCCCACGGAGGAAGGGCCGAAACCGGCGAAGGCACGCCCCAGAGCCGCGUGCUGAGCGGGGGCCGCGCAGCGCAGCGCACUGGUGAUUCGGCAGUCCACGCCGGGUACAGGGAAGGAGGCUACAGGCAGGACAGGGGGAGGACAGACCGUGGAGGACGCACAGCUAGGGGGCCUGGCACAUUGGUCCCUGGUUGAUGGAGACACCGACCUACAGGCCCUGGCUGAGGGGCAGCCUCCCCGGCUUAUUUAUUAACAGAGGAUAACCCUUGAAUGUAGCCCUGGGAGGGACGGCCCAGGCGGGGCACAGGGGCCGGCUGGUCGGGAGAAGGGAGAUAAGCAAGGCUCCAGAGCAACGACCUGGGCAGAGGAGGUGCCCGGAGUGCCCACCCCGGGAUAAAGACCUCCUCCUUGGAGAAUGAGCAGAAAGCUGUGAACAGGCUGAACUGGUGGGGCGGGAGUGGGACAGGCCGACUGUACUAAUGCAAUAAACACAUUAUGAGCCGAAGCUGGAAUGCCCCCAGCUGACAACCGCUGGUACUAGGUCUUGCUGUGCUGCCUUGGGCAACUUCCUAGCAGUCUUAGGACCUCAGUUUCUGAAAAGGAUGCUGUGAUGAGGAUUAAAGGCAGUUUCCAUGUGACUGAGUAGAUUCUGUGGGGCCUUUGGGGCCCUACUGACCUGCAUAGUAUGUUCUGAAUAUGAUUUCUUGGAUGAGUGCUAUGAAGAAAAUGAAAUUUGGACAUAUGGAAAAUAAUGUGAGAAAGCAUCACUGAGGGGGUGACAUUUGAGCUAAACAACAAGGAGCCAGUCAUGGGAGUAUCUAAGGGGUGGAGUGUUCCAGGAGGCAACAGCUAGUGCAAAGGUCCUGAGGUGGAAACAAGGUUGCUGUGUGUGAGGAACAUCAAGGAGGCCAGUGUGAUACAGUGGAGUGAUGGAUUUGGGAUGUUUUAGGGGGAGGAUUCUUACUGUCUUACUUCCUCCCAGUUGGGGAGAAGGGCCACAGGGGUCCAACAGCAAAGGGUGGGCCCUCAGCCUGGCCACUUCCUCCCUUCAGGGGUGAGUGGUACCAUGCCUCCUCACACAACAUGGUGUGACUUGUAUGGAGAGAGGAGGGAGGAGGUAAACUGCAGACAUGCAGCUGCAUUCCAUUUUCACGUGUCCUGCACCAGGGAGGAACCAUAAUUGUCCUCUCUGUUUUACAAAUGAGAAAAUGGAGGUCAGAGAGCAGGCAAUCCGUUAACCAAGGUUGUAGGCUUAUUAACAGAAAUACCAAUCUUCAGCCUAAGUUUGGCCACUGACCAACGUGAGUGUUUACCUUUAUAGGUGUGUCUCU